Molecule: messenger RNA, 5792 nt
Organism: Polyodon spathula (Mississippi paddlefish)
Lineage: Eukaryota; Metazoa; Chordata; Actinopteri; Acipenseriformes; Polyodontidae
Product: ankyrin repeat and IBR domain-containing protein 1-like
Exons: 20
Coding region: 267-3584 (1105 amino acids)
Biological process (GO): positive regulation of proteasomal ubiquitin-dependent protein catabolic process; ubiquitin-dependent protein catabolic process; protein polyubiquitination
Cellular component (GO): cytoplasm; ubiquitin ligase complex
Molecular function (GO): ubiquitin protein ligase activity; ubiquitin conjugating enzyme binding; zinc ion binding
Source: RefSeq, a predicted model, not a curated record
GGUCGCGCGCUCUGUGCUGGUGCAGCUGUUGUUACUGUUAAGCGUCUGACUGACAAAGAGAGAGAGAGAGAGCGAGCGCGAGAGCUGCACACGGAAACAGAUAACAUGGAAUAAACUAAAAUCAGCAACACAUUGAUCAGACUGGGAUUCAAGUAUACAUCUACUCAGGUACGAGUGUGACGAGAAGCAUGUUGCUAAUUUGCACAUCGAUUGGCUAAAGAGGGGUGGACAAGCACGUGCCAGCAGUACUGAUCGGAAGCUGAACUAUGGGGAACACUGCGACUAAGUUUCGCAAGGCACUUAUUAAUGGAGACGAGGCCCUGGCCUCUCAGCUCUACGAGAGCAACCCGCAGUUCAAGGAGUCCCUGGAUCCAAAUACCUCGUACGGAGAACCCUAUCAACACAACACUUCCCUGCACUAUGCCGCCCGGCAUGCCAUGAGUCAACUGCUCAGAUCGUUUCUGUUCAGCAAGGAUGGCAACCCCAACAAGCGCAACUUGCACAACGAGACAGCAAUGCACCUGCUGUGCAUGGGGCCGCAGAUCACGCUGGCAGAAGGGGCGCUGCACCCCCGUCUCGCACGACCCUGUGAGGACGAGCACAAGAGGGCAGAGUGCCUGCAGAUGAUCCUCAAGUGGACAGGGGCCAAGCUAGAUCAGGGAGAGUACGAGAGAGCCGACGUCAACGCCACGGACAACAAGAAAAACACCUCUUUGCACUACGCUGCUGCCUCAGGGAUGAAAACAUGUGUAGAGUUCUUAGUGAAAAAUGAUGGAGACCUGUUUGCAGAAAAUGAGAAUAAGGACACCCCAUGCGACUGUGCAGAAAAGCAGCACCAUAAAGAACUGGCCCUUAGCCUGGAGUCUCAAAUGGUCUUCUCUAGGGAUCCAGAAGCUGAUGACAUAGAGGCAGAAUAUGCUGCUCUGGACAGGAGAGAGCCAUUCGAGGGCCUAAGGCCUCAGGAUCUCCGCAGACUGAAAGAUAUGCUGAUUGUGGAGACGGCAGACAUGCUCCAGGCUCCUCUCUUCACUGCUGAAGCCCUGCUCCGAGCACAUGACUGGGACAGGGAGAAGUUGCUUGAAGCAUGGAUGUCCAAUGCUGAGCAAUGCUGCCAGCGUUCAGGUGUUCAGAUGCCCACCCCUCCCCCGACCGGGUACAACGCCUGGGACACCCUGCCAUCCCCCCGAACCCCCCGCACCACCCGCUCCUCUGUCACCUCCCCUGACGAGAUCAGCUUGUCACCCGGAGAUGAGGACAUGCCCAUGUGUGGCAUCUGCAUGUGCAAUAUUACUGUGUUCGAAGACCCAGUGGACAUGGCUUGUGGACAUGAGUUUUGCAGAGCAUGCUGGGAAGGGUUUUUGAAUCUUAAGAUCCAGGAAGGAGAAGCUCAUAACAUCUUCUGCCCAGCCUAUGACUGUUUCCAGCUGGUUCCUGUGGACGUCAUAGAGAGUGUGGUCUCCAGAGAGAUGGACAAGCGAUACCUGCAGUUUGACAUUAAGGCUUUUGUAGAAAACAACCCUGCCAUUAGGUGGUGUCCCGCAGCAGGCUGUGGAAGAGCAGUUCGGUUAACAAGGCAGGGGCCUGGUAUCACUGGCUCUGACUCGCUCAACUUCCCUUUACUAAGAGCACCGGCAGUUGACUGUGGAAAGAGCCAUCUCUUCUGCUGGGAGUGUCUAGGAGAAGCCCAUGAACCCUGUCAUUGCCAAACCUGGAAGAUGUGGCUGCAGAAAGUUUCAGAAAUGAAACCAGAAGAACUAGUCGGCGUGAAUGAGGCCUAUGAAGAUGCGGCCAACUGUUUGUGGUUACUCACCAACUCCAAACCCUGCGCCAACUGCAAGUCUCCGAUUCAGAAGAAUGAGGGCUGCAACCACAUGCAGUGUGCCAAGUGCAAAUAUGACUUCUGCUGGAUCUGCCUGGAGGAGUGGAAGAAGCACAGCUCGUCCACUGGAGGGUAUUACCGCUGUACCCGUUACGAGGUCAUCCAGCAGGUCGAAGAGCAGUCCAAGGAGAUGACGGUCGAGGCUGAGAAACAGCACAAGACCUUUCAGGAACUUGACCGCUUUAUGCACUAUUAUACAAGGUACAAGAACCACGAGCACAGUUACCAGUUGGAGCAACGUCUACUAAAAACAGCCAAAGAAAAAAUGGAACAGCUAAGCAAAGCCCUCAGUAGAGCAGAAGGAGGCCCUCCUGAUACCACCUUCAUUGAAGACGCAGUCUGUGAGCUCUUGAAAACUCGUCGUAUCCUCAAGUGUUCGUACCCGUACGGAUUCUUUCUUGAACCAAAAAGUACAAAGAAGGAAAUAUUUGAGCUUAUGCAGACUGACUUGGAGAUGGUAACGGAAGACCUUGCUCAGAAAGUAAACCGGCCUUACCUCCGCACCCCUCGCCAUAAAAUAAUCAAAGCAGCAUGCCUUGUUCAGCAAAAAAGACAGGAGUUCCUGGCCUCUGUGGCCCGUGGCGUUGCCCCUAACGACUCUCCUGAAGUUCCCCGGCGCAACUUUGCUGGAGGGACGUGGGACUGGGAAUACUUAGGGUUUGCAUCACCUGAGGAAUAUGCUGAGUUUCAGUACCGGAGGAGACACCGACAGCGGCGCCGUGGAGACAUGCACAGUCUGCGCAGCAAUACUCCAGAUCCUGAUGACCCCAGCGAGAGCACUUUAGAUACCCAGGAGGGUGGAAGCAGCUGGAGGCACGGUACCUCCAUGAUGAGUUCUGCUUCUAUGAGUAUUCUGCAAACCUCUUCACUUCAUGACUAUACCCCUGUGAGUCGCUCUGAAAACCAGGACUCGCUGCAGGCUCUGAGCUCUCUUGAUGACGAUGAUCCGAAUAUUCGCCUAGCCAUCCAGCUCUCACUGCAGGAGUCCGGGCUGGCCACAGGCGGAGAGGCCCAAGAGUUUCUCAACAAUGAAGCCUCACUGGGGGCCAUUGGUUCUUCCCUGCCCUCCCGGCUGGACCCAGCCCCCCAGAGCACAGAGAUCCCCAGGGCCGCUCUGAGCAGCUCCGAGCUGCUGGAACUGGGUGACAGUCUGAUGAGGCUGGGGGCUGUGAACAACCCCUAUGCUGGAGACCGCUUUGACAACCUGUGCCGUUUCAGGGAGGAUCCUGGUGGGCUCUUCUCCUCCUCCAGCGACACAGACUCCACAAACCACGAUCCUUCUAUGAAUGCAAACCUUCUGGGGAACAUCAUGGCCUGGUUUCAUGACAUGAACCCUCAGAGCAUAGCACUUAUCCCCUCCAUGCCCUCAGAAACAGACCUGGACUCGCAGCCUCUUAGCACUGCAAAAGAAGUGGAGCCCUUCAAAAUAGGGGAGGCGCUCCAGACCCAGGAGGAAGAGCACACCCUCUUCAAAGCCGCAGCAGUCAGUGAAGGUAGCAGGGCUGCCCAGAUAGAGAAGGGUGUUUCACAGGAGACCACUGGUACACAGGAUCUAGAACCAGAAAGUGAAGACUUUAGUGUAACCCACUGUAGUGCUGAACUUAGUCUAACAUGCAUGUCGGAAUGUGACCCCAGCGCCAAUCAUCCACCUAGCAGCAGUAGUACUACUAUGCCUGAAUGGGAGGAGCAGGUGCACCUGGUUUGAACAUGCCAGAAAGAGAUGUAGCUGACCUGUAAAAUCAUAAACACUUUGAUUGGCUUAUUAGCAGCAGUGGCAGUGGAUUAUUUUCUUUUCUUUUUUUAAUAGCACUACAGACAGUUUUUCACUUCUUCUUUGUAGGAGGGAAACAAGAUAACGUGGAAUUGCCGACAUUCCUGUACAGUAACAGAAAAAGAAUCAUAGCCCUUCGGAUACCAUGAUGAAGUCCUCUAGUAUAUUGUGGGUAAAUAAAAUACAUAAUAGCAAACUAUAAGUCUGAUCAGUUGCAGUCCAAAAAAAAAAAAAACACUUUCAUUGAUGACAAAAUUCAAAAGUGUUUUAUUUAAAGAAUGUUGCUCUAGACUAGAUGUUCUCAAACAUGUAAUAGAUUAGGCUUUUAAAAUAAAAUUGCAAACAGUACUUUGUACAUGAACAGCAUUGCAGCACUCCACUCUUGUCUUUUUUAUUGCAAGCAUUAUUGAGUGAUGUGAUCAGACAGCUUGAUUGGACAGGAGCUGAUGAUGCUUCUUUGUAGUGCUGUAUGUGCUGCAGUAUCUGAAGUACAAUCAAAGAGGUGGGUUGGUCUCAUUUGUACAAAAAACAAGAGCUCUGCCUGUAUUCUACCAAAAGGUGCCAAACUGUAAUCAAUUGAACCAUAUUUCACUAGGUUUAUCAAAUGCAAGUUGUGCCUGCAUUGCUGCAAACCAAUUAGACAUUUUCCUUAUACCUUUUUAAUAUAAAUAGUUACCAGUGACGCUGUGUUUUAACCCUGUACGAGCUCUAAGUUAUUUUACUUCAAAGUUGCUGAUUCAAUGAAAUAAAAGUAGAAACUUCAGCCACAGAGGCACUAUUGAUCAACAAAGACACUUUAUUAGAAGUUUAGUCAGUUUUCUUUCCUAAUUUAGCAAAGUAUUUUCGCACUGUGCCAUUGAUAAAUUGAAAACCGAAGCUUGAGCAGCUCUGCAAUAGGAAGCUGUUUUUCGCAGUCUAAAUAAGCUGCAACAGUAUCUUCUAACAGAUGCUCUACUCAAUCCAUUGCCGUGCCUUUUUGUAAAUCCAUUUUAUUUAUUACCACAUGUCAUUAAUACUUCCUGACGCAUGCAUACUGACUAAAUAAAUUCCUGUAAAAAAAAAAAAAAAAGCUUAUGGUGCGUUCGUCAAAAAAAAAAAAAAAAUCAGUGUCCAAAUAAAUUGACUUUUUUUUUAAGGCUUUCUUUGUCCUGUUGAUAAUUAUUAUUUUUUUAAUACGUUGAGUAAUACCAUACAAUUUUUACAUGAAUAUAGCCAAAUGCAUCCUGGCCACUGUUGGUUAACUCUUAACAUUUCAGUUAAAUGUUUUCUUUUGGAUUUCAUUAAAACAUUGUUUAUGUUUUGUUUAAAAAAAAAAAAAAAAAAAAAAGUUGGUUGUUGGGUUGAGGCAUGACAGUUGAAAAGAAAGCUUACAUUUAAAUGGAUAACGUGUAAGUACAUAGCUGCAAGUGUGUAAUUCAUUUUGAUGUUGGAGGUUAAAAUAGUAGAAGAACGCUAGAGAUGCAGAACCUGGCUUAAAUUAUGAAUGAGCAAUUGAAAGUCCCUGAUCUUAAUAGCAAAUCAAGCUUUCAGCAUAUUUGGCUGUAAAAUUUAAUUGGAUCUAUUGCUUUCUUUUUACAAUAUUUAAAUUUAAGACAAGUUUUUUUUUUAAAUCUUUUCUCAGUUUCACUGUUAAAAUCGGUAUUUCCCUAAAUUAGUGUGUGACUGUACUACUAAUUGUAGUUUGCUAAAUAAAACAGUUGCAAAAAAAAAAAAAUGUAUUGCAUUGAAUUAUGUCUUGCAAAGUAAAGCUGUGUAAGAGUGCUGUAAAUGGAGUUAGUGAACUUUGUGGGACUCGUGUUUUGUAACCAUUGUUUAAGUUGUGCAGUUUAACCAUUGUCUCCUUCUGUGUAGCAGUAUUCUGUGCAUGAAAAAAUAGGUCAUAUUAAAUUACAUUUUUAUUUUCUUGUUACAGAAUUUUAAAAUGUGUCAUGGCAAAUGACUUAAAAAAUUGGCAAACCUAUUUUGUAACCCAGUUAAUUUUAUAUUGUAAAGAGCAACUUAAGCUUGAAAUGCUAUUUGCACUUUCAUAGUCUAUACUUGAUACAUUCCCAGUUUAUAUAUGGAAGUAAGUAAUGUUUGAUGUCUGGCCAAUUAAUGAAAUUAUCGAUUAAGUUUUACUCUGAAUAAAAAUUGUGUAAAACU